Messenger RNA from Cercospora beticola, 860 nucleotides. RefSeq lists its product as uncharacterized. NCBI's taxonomy places the organism in Eukaryota, Fungi, Ascomycota, Dothideomycetes, Mycosphaerellales, Mycosphaerellaceae. The record is from RefSeq and is a predicted model, not a curated record.
GGGUGGGAGAUGAGCCAUGAAAGUGGUAUAUGAAUGGGAUGCUCUGCCCGGUCUGUCCAUGAUCAUCAUCAGCAUCUGAAACAGAAAUACGAAGCUCCAAGAACCGUCUUCUGCCACACCCAAGAACUUCAACUCAGGCAACCAUGCAGUACCUCAAGUCCAUCAGCCUUCUGGCAUGCCUCUUGGUCGCUAGCGACGCAGCCGUCGUCAAGCGUUCCAACUGCCGAGCCGGUCAAACAACCAUCGACGGCCAACUCUUCACAACUCAAUGUGAUGUCGACCGAGCAGGCAACAACUUCGGCAACCCAGUCCGCACCACCCCAUCAGGCUGCGCCGCCGCCUGCGCCGCAGACUCCACCUGCGUGACAUCCCAAUACAACACCGGCAACGGCUUCUGCUACCUCAAGAACUCCCCCAACCAACUCUCCCUCGUCCCGGGCACCAACACCUACGACCGCGGCAGCGGUUGUACUUCCAACAUCAACGUCAGUGGCUGCACUGUUCAAUGCGAUACUGACUCACCUGGAAAUGACAUUUCUGGAACUUAUACGGGUAGCUAUGCGCAGUGUGCGGUGCUUUGUAAGGAGAAUGCGCAGUGUGUGACGGCGCAGUAUAAUGCUGGCAAUGGGUAUUGUUAUCAGAAGAGUAGGGUUAAUGGGGAUGGGUUCCGACCUGUUGCGGGUACGCAUAGUUUGGUUUGCCCGCACUAGAGGUCUUGCUGGUGCGAUGCGAUGGAAUUGAUGGUGCUAUGGUAGAUGGGUAAAGGGUUUAUGAUAUAUGUAUGUGACGAAUGAUCAAAUUUCAUGUUGAAUACCACGACCAGGAAUUGAUGAGAGCAUAUGAUACUGUGUCACUCAGAG